This is a messenger RNA of Pleuronectes platessa (European plaice), 1527 nucleotides long. RefSeq names its product odorant receptor 131-2. Gene Ontology annotation, biological process: G protein-coupled receptor signaling pathway. Gene Ontology annotation, cellular component: membrane. The record is from RefSeq and is a predicted model, not a curated record. The coding region runs from base 252 to 1220 and encodes 322 amino acids. Gene Ontology annotation, molecular function: G protein-coupled receptor activity. The transcript has a single exon. NCBI's taxonomy places the organism in Eukaryota, Metazoa, Chordata, Actinopteri, Pleuronectiformes, Pleuronectidae.
AGCAGGAGCCUGAAUCAUUCUUCAGAUUGUCCCCCAAAACAGUCAUUGUCAAAUGAAGUCAGACCAGAGUGGCAGCUUGUGAGUAAUGUGUCUUGUACAAUAAAUCUGUCUUUUAUGUCUUCAGAUUCACAGAUUUUAUAUACGGACUACAGUUUUUUUAUUGUGAUGCUGUUUAAUGUUUUGUGUUACAUUUUGGUAUUUUUCACUCUGAUGUUUUAGAUAUUGUUUGACAUUAAAUUCUUACACAGGUGAUGUGUCUGCUAUGUGUGUGCAUGCAUCUGCCUUUACAGACACUGCACAAAGCUGCAGUCAUGAACGACACCACAGAUGUCAACCAGCUGAAACCUUUGAAAGCCGUGCUCUCCAUGCUGCCAUGUCUUUUCUUCCUGUACCUAAAUGGAGUCAUGCUCUUUGCCUUGCUGAGGAAGCCUGUCUUGCUGGAGUCCUCUCGAUACAUCCUGUUUGCUCACCUGCUGCUCACUGACUCUCUGCAGCUUGUGCUCACGAUGCUGCUGUACAUCGUUGCUGCGACCAUGUUCAAAAUGAUCAACUUUGUGUGUGUUAUUAUCACAACAAUUGCAACCACCGCUACAAAAACAUCACCCCUCAAUCUGGCUCUGAUGUCUUUGGAGAGGUAUGUGGCCGUUUGUUUUCCACUGAGACAUGUAAAUAUUGCAACCACCAGGAGGACAGGCAGUGCCAUUGCUGUGAUAUGGACAGUGGCCUCUUUGGACUCAGUCACCCAGGUUCUCGUUUGGGUCAGCCACGAGAACAAAGGCUUCACUGUGCCAAGGUUGUGUAACAGGAACAGUAUGUUCACGCUAAAGACUUCUACUUUAAACAUGUCCUUCACCAUCAUUUAUUUUGUACUGGUGGGCAUGGUUAUAAUUUAUACAUACAUUGCUAUCAUGAUAACUGUGAAGUCAGCUUCCUCCUGUAAUGGUAAUGCUAGCAAGGCCCACAGGACAGUGCUGCUGCAUCUGUUUCAGUUUUGUCUGUGUCUCUCCUCUACUCUGUUUAGCAGGAUCAAAGGACUGUUGAACAUUAACCGUAACGUGGCCAUUAAUGUUCAGUACGGCCUCUUUUUGGGUCUCAUCAUUUUCCCAAAUUGUUUGAGUCCGCUCAUAUAUGGCCUCAGAGAUCACACCUUCAGACACAUCUUCAUAUAUUAUUUCACCUUCGGGCUCAAAAGCAAUGUGAGGCCAGUUACCAAAACCUGAUUUCAAAUAAAGUAAUUGUGUUGUGUGUUCUCUCUUGCAUAAUCAUGUUUUGUAAAAAAUACAUUAAAUUGUGUUUGUUAUUUUCUUUAGUACCUGACGGGGGGUGUAUGACAAGUGAUCAAAUUCAACUCAGAAAUUAAUUUAAUUAUUAUUACGAUGGAGCUAUUAGAGUAGUAUAUGCUGAGAAUAGAAAUGCUGUUUGAAAUCACGUGUCAUGUCCAUGUGGUGAAGGAUGGAUUAAGAUUUUACUGAUUAAAGAGACGUGGAGAUUUUUGAUCACUUCAUCUCAUUUGAUCACAAAAGCUUU